AUGGCUAUGAGGGCAAGGCAAAAGAUCCGUGCUCCACGGAGGGGUCUUAACACCAAUAAAACCGAUGACUUUGAAACAAACUGGGAAGGCUUGUCAACGUCCCUGAAGAAAAUCCAUACGAAAGAUGCGUCCAAUCUCUCUUUCGAGCAGCUAUACCGGAAUGCCUACAACAUCGUGCUGAUGAUGCGCGGCGAGGAGCUAUAUGAACGGGUCAAGAAGCUUGAGCAAGAAUGGCUUGAUACCGAAGUGCAGAAGCGGGUGACUGCGGCAAUCUCAUCGGUUCUUCUCCAGGCGAAGGACCAAGCCGAAAUCCAGGAUCAAGAAAAUGAGCGGAGGGACACCGGGGAGAAGUUUCUAGAUGUACUAAGGGAAGCCUGGGAGGAUCACCAGAUUUCCAUGGGGAUGAUUACAGACGUUCUCAUGUACAUGGAUCGAGUCGUUUCGGCAGACCAUAAGAAACCUUCGAUAUACGUCGCAUCCAUGGCUUUAUUUCGUGACUUUGUGCUACGAUCUGUGGUCCGUGCAGAUGCAGAGUCGACAGUCGCCGAUGUGCUCAAAUCUACUGUGCUCUUUAUGAUCCAGCUGGAACGGUCAGGGCAGAUGAUAAACCGGCCGCUGAUUCGGCAUUGCAUUUAUAUGCUGGAGGGUCUCUAUGAAACCAUUACUGAAGAGGAAUCAUCAAAGCUUUACCUAACUAUGUUCGAGCCGGCAUUCCUUGAGACGAGUAAAGUCUUCUACAGGGCAGAAGGACGGCGACUGCUAGAGACGGGAGACGCUGCUACAUUCUGUAAAGCCGCCUCCGACCGCAUAGCGGAAGAAGGGGCGCGCUGUCUCUCCACACUCUCACCACUGUCGGAGCCGAAGAUUAAAGACGUACUAGAUAAAGAGCUGAUCGGCUCAAACAUUGCGGAAGUUAUCAACCUGGAGGGCACCGGGGUCAAGAAUAUGCUCGACCAUGACCGCAUGGAUGUUCUACGAAAUGUCUAUGUACUGAGCGCAAGGGUAGACAGUAAAAAGACUCCUUUGACUGUUGCCGUUCAAAAGCGCAUAGUGGAGAUGGGUGAUGAGAUCAAUAAGUCGGCAAUUGCAGCAGCACAAGCUCAACCCACGAAAUCUGCAGAAAAGACCGCCGAGGGUGGAAAGAAACCUGCUGAGAAGCCUGUGAAUCUGCAGACAGUUUCCGCUAUCAAAUGGGUCGACGAUGUCUUAGGGUUGAAGAUGAAGUUCGAUAAGAUCUGGGAACAAUCAUUCCGGUCCGAUCCGACGAUGCAAAGCGCCAUCACGACGAGUUUCUCAGAGUUUAUCAACUCAAACACGCGCAGCUCAGAGUAUCUGUCGCUCUUUUUUGAUGAGAACUUGAAAAAAGGCAUCAAAGGCAAAACGGAGACUGAAGUGGAUGCUCUUUUGGACAACGGAAUUACCCUCCUACGCUAUGUGAAGGACAAAGAUCUCUUCGAGGCAUACUACAAGAAGCACCUGUCCCGGCGUCUUCUAAUGAAGCGCUCAGUUAGCAUGGAUGCAGAGCGGCAGAUGAUAUCCAAGAUGAAGAUGGAGGUCGGGAACCAGUUCACGCAACGCCUAGAAUCCAUGUUCAAGGACAUGACGGUUUCCGAGGAUUUGACUGCCAGCUACAAGGAACAUAUUCGGCGGGCAGGUGAUCCCGACCAGAAACCUGUUGAUUUAGAAAUCAAUGUCCUCACGAGCACUAUGUGGCCCAUGGAGUCCAUGUCUAGUAUUAAAGGCGAGGAAGUUCAGCUUCAUUGCAUUUUCCCCAAGGAAAUCGACAACCUGAGACAAAGCUUCGAGCAGUUUUAUCUUAGCAAACACAAUGGCCGGAAGCUGUCAUGGCAGGCUAGUAUGGGCACGGCAGAUAUCCGGGCCACGUUCCACAGGUCCAACGGCAAGGUCCAGCGACAUGAGCUCAAUGUCUCCACUUAUGCCAUGGUAAUCCUGCUGCUCUUCAACGACGUUCCCCAGGGCGAGUCUCUCACAUAUGAAGAGAUUCAGGCCCGGACAAGGAUUCCAGACCAUGAUCUAAUCCGCAAUCUGCAGUCGCUUGCGGUUGCACCAAAGACACGGGUCCUGAAGAAGGAUCCCAUGAGCAAGGACGUCAAACCUACUGACCGAUUCGUCUUCAACAACGAGUUCCAGAGUCCGUUCAUGAAAGUCCGCAUCGGUGUCGUCAGCGGAAGCGCCAACAAGGUAGAAAACCAAGACCAAAGAAAAGAAACCGAGAAGCGAAUGAACGACGAGCGUGGCGCCAGCAUUGAAGCUGCAGUCGUGCGAAUCAUGAAACAACGAAAGACACUGGUCCACUCCAAGCUCAUGAGCGAGGUCCUAAGCCAACUGUCCGCACGUUUCGUUCCAGACGUGAACAUGAUCAAGCGGCGUAUCGAGAGCUUGAUUGACCGCGAGUAUCUCGAACGAGUCGAAGAAGACCCGCCCACAUAUGGAUACGUCGCUUAA
Molecule: messenger RNA, 2466 nt
Organism: Aspergillus bombycis
Lineage: Eukaryota; Fungi; Ascomycota; Eurotiomycetes; Eurotiales; Aspergillaceae
Product: cullin family protein
Exons: 4
Coding region: 1-2466 (821 amino acids)
Biological process (GO): ubiquitin-dependent protein catabolic process; protein ubiquitination
Cellular component (GO): Cul3-RING ubiquitin ligase complex
Molecular function (GO): ubiquitin protein ligase binding
Source: RefSeq, a predicted model, not a curated record